AUGGACCCUUCAGCAACGUUGUUGAGUAUUCUUCACAAAACCCAAGCGUCACCUUCCGAAUCGACAAUGGCUGGUCAAAGAAGUCCACCAACACCCUCCUAUCCGCCAUCGCAACCAACUCCACCUCCGAGGCAAAGCCCUCCCAAGACUUUUGGCUUUAAUCAGACAUUUACUCAACAAACUGGGUAUAAUUCCACCGUUACUUAUUCACCAACUACUGUGCCACCACCGCCACCACCAUUACCUGAGCCAGAAGUAAUGUCACCUAGCCCUUUGACGUCUUUAUUUAAGACUAUAAAUCCCAAUUCCCUUACUUCGCCUGUAUCAACGACACCACAUAAUGUUGUAGUUAGCCAAAUACAAAGUCCUUCAAAUGGCGAAUUUAAAACUUUAUCCUCUUCAACGACAGUUGACCCAACUUUAAACGUCGAUAAAGCUUCAACCGAAUCUCUUAAACUUGCAUUAUUUGGCCGUCCUACACCGGUCACGAGUCAUGAAGAAAGUCAGCAAGAAAACGAAAUCCAAUUUCAACCUGAAACUUCAAUGGUUUCAAAUGAAAGUCCAGAAGAUGAAGAUAACUCUUUUCUUGAAGAAACAUCUGAAAUAGAUGAACAUUUAUCAUCUCCCACUGAAGUUAUUGAUUACAACAAAUUAUCUAGUUUGGAAUCUUUUAAACAAACUUCCACUACUACAGCUAUUAAACAUUCACCGCCCAUGACGAACAAAUCGAUAUUCACAUAUAGCAAUCCAUUUGACCUUUUAAAAAAAUCACCACCAUCUUCUCCUUCUCACCGGCAUCCAGUCGUUCACCAGUGGCCGUCACAAUCGUCUCCACCCUCACAAAAGAGAAAAGACGUAUCGACUGUUCAAAAAGAAGGUGGAAUUUUCUAUAGAUCUCAACAACAAAUUGAACCAUUCCUUUCUGGAUUUUCAGCUUGGAAUGAUUUGAAUCUUACAACCAUAACUCUUAUUCCAAGUGAUUUGGAAUAUCGUCUUGGAAAAUCCAUUGCGGUCAACGGGCGUUACAUAUGCUAUGUUGUUAAAGGACAGCCCGAAAAGCAACUACUUUUGGCUAUCGGUGGUGAUAGUAAAAUCACUGUCUGGGAACUUUCUGAACCACCAUCUGAACCAAGCGUGGAAAUUCCGUAUGCCUUCCUUCCUUGUUUUGUCAUUUAUGAAAGGAACAUCGAAUCGCUUGAGGAUUCGAAACAAUCACGAUAUCAUCGUGCCGUUUGGCAUCCAUUGAAUCCAAAUUUGUUUGCCGUUGCUGCUGAUACGAACGAAGUAAUGAUCUUCGAUAUUAGCAAGAUUUUAGAGGGUAAUGAAACUUGGAGUUUUAAGGAAUCAGAAAUAUCUGGCAAGAUAUUAAAAUCUCAGAUUCAUAAUAAGCCCAUUAGCGACUUGGCCUUUUCUUAUGAUGGGACAAUUUUGGCAACUGCAAGUGAAGAUUGCGUCAUUUUUAGUGCACUAAAUCAAGAAUCUGAAUCUGAUAUUAGUAUUUCCCCUGUACGCAAAAUCAUUCUUGAUGGACAGCAAGUGUCCUCUGUUUUAUUUGUUGAUAGAGGAGAAUUUUCAUCGGAACAAUCUUCGUUUAAAUUCCGGUAUGUAGUCAUUGGCACGGAACGUAACACUAUCCUCCACCUCUACGAUGUAGAGUCUGACCAGUACAUACAGUCGAUCAAGUUUUUACCACCACCUGAACGUCGUCCUUCAUUGAACAAAGGCUACCGAAAAGAAGAAGCCAUGUUUAAUUGCGUUAGCUUUGAUCAACGAUCACGCACUCUUGUGAUAGCUAAUAGUGCUAGGAUAUCUAUUUUUGCUCUGCAUCUGAACAUGCCAAGCAAAAAUUUAGAGAAGCUUGACUUGGUUAAUCAAUCCAGCUUGAUGGGUAAUGGGCAGUUUGAAUACGAUUCUGUAACAACUCCGGAUGAAUUUCCCAUCUUGAAUUCGGUACAAUUUGAUUAUAUGGUCGAAUAUCCGGUAAAUCAAUUAAUUGGUAGCUUCGUUAUAAUACCAGACACUACAUCUUCAGAUGGAUUUUCGUUAUAUUGUAUUCAAUCUAAAGCAGUACAACAAUAUUGCAUAAGUGGAGAUUUGCUAUUGCCUCCGAAUAUUGAUGCAUGUCCUGAAUAUGUAAGCGCAGAGCGUGUUAUUGAUCGACAACGGCAAGAAGAUGAGGACGAUGUCAAGAAAGAGCAAGGUGCCGUUUGUUCGGAGUCGUUUGAUUUUUCCUCAAAUGCUGAGGGCAUUAAUGUUGAAGAAAGUAUUGCCGAAAAAGACACUAACAAAGAAACAUUAGUAGUUGAAAAUUCAUAUUUCGCAGGUGAUGGACCUGAAGUAGUUUCUGUAAUUUCUGAGAUCGAUGAAUCUACAUCGACAGGGAAGCAAAAUAUAAUAGAAGGAAAUAUAUCGGAUUUACAAGAUGAAAGUGAAGCGAAAAAUGCAGAAAAUCAAAAAACAACAAAUAUUAAAUUGUCCACGGCUGUUAAUGGUGCUAUAGCCAAAUUGAAAGAGAAAAAGAAAACAAUUACUGCGACUAGUACUGCAUCAGCGGUUCAAAAUACAGAUAUAUCUUCAGAUUCAGAAAAGACUUCAAGGCGGAAGGAAUCACGUCGAGGAUUGGAAAAGGAAAAGGACAACGAAAAUGUUAUUCAAUCUUCUGAGGUGACUAACAAAUCUGCUGGCAAAAAGUCUGCCGAAGGAGUCUCAAAGAACGGGAAAUCUAAUACAGGUGGUGAAAAAAACAGGAAGGCAACAGAAAUACUUCAAGAUGGUGUGAGUAUUAAAGUAUCCAGCGGAAAAUCUUAUUCAAUAACAAAACAAACUUCUGGUGACGUAUCUGUUCAAAAAAUUGAAGAUGAACGCAUAGCUCAUCAAGCUGCAGAAACUUCGCGCCAAGAAGCAAUUCUUAAAAUAGUUUCUCAGACGUUAAGCACCAAUACAGCUAAAUUAUUGGAAUCGACGAUCCGUAACGAAAUUCAAACUUCAGUUUUACCGACAUUAAACAAGAUGGUCACUAAUGCUGUUGACAAGCAUGCACAUAAAGGAAUGGUUGAUGCCGUGAAUAAGAACAUUCCAACUGCUAUUGAAAAAUCUGUAGCAGACAAUGUACAACGUGUUCUUGCAAAAACUACAGUCAUAGAAUCAAUCGCUAAAGGUGUCUCAAAGGCUAUUAGGCCGGUUAUCGAGGAAACAUUCAGGGAAAAUUUUACAACAGUACUCAUUCCGUCCUAUCAAAAAGCUACCAAUGCAAUGUUUGAGCAAAUAACUACUACUUUUGAGGCCGGUCUACAAGAUAUUGCUCACAAGAGUGCGCAAGUUUCCUCCUAUUCAAAUAUUGGAAAUGUUGGCGAUCAGAAUGCUUUGGCGCGUUUGCAGGCUUCUUUGGAGCAUCUAAACUUGUCCGUACAACAACUUCAGCAAUUACAUCUACAAGCUAAUCCACAAUCAAAUCUUACGAGGCAUGUGGAACAACCAGUAGCUCGUACAUCUGACGAAUUGCAGCAUCAUUUAGCUAGGUCACUUUCGGGUGAAUUGAAACGUAUUUUGAUUCCACAUAAUUGUGCUACAACUCAACCGCCCUCUGCAGCUGGUCUGGAAGACACGAAUAAUUCUGCUAUAGACAGAGCAUUGGAAGCUCAGAAUUAUGAAGAUGCAUUUGUAGCG
Racocetra fulgida is the source of this 3666-nucleotide messenger RNA. Lineage: Eukaryota; Fungi; Glomeromycota; Glomeromycetes; Diversisporales; Gigasporaceae. The record is from the annotation of a GenBank genome assembly.